Messenger RNA from Amphibalanus amphitrite, 2002 nucleotides. It is a transcript of the gene Pex16, whose product is annotated as peroxisomal membrane protein PEX16-like. Gene Ontology annotation, cellular component: peroxisomal membrane. Gene Ontology annotation, biological process: peroxisome organization. NCBI's taxonomy places the organism in Eukaryota, Metazoa, Arthropoda, Thecostraca, Balanomorpha, Balanidae. The record is from RefSeq and is a predicted model, not a curated record.
AUGCGUCGGACCGAGUCGCGCGUCUCGGCCGUCUCGGAGCUGGUGUACGCCGUCUCGCGGCUGCUCUCACUGGCCAACCGGCUGCUGAGCUCCCCCUCUGGCCAGCCGCGGCUGCCCGAGGUGGCCGGCCGGCGGCUGCGCGCCUGGCUGGCCCUCACGGAGUACGUGGAGGUGUUUCUGGAGCUGGCGGCCGGCCAGCUGCUCGGACCGACAGGACGCUGGGCCGUCAUCGCUGCAGUGCAGAUCGCAAAGGCGCUGAUGCGGCUGGCGCUCGUCUACUGGCACCGCUGUGGCAUGCUGACGUCACCGCCGAUCGUGGCCGAACAGUCGGCAACGUGCGGCGCCGCCUCGUCCAGCGACCCGUCCGCUGACGAGGUGCUCGUCUUGCCCAGCACCGGCCGCCGCGUGCGCAGCCUCACCACAGUGGCGUCCCCGGCGCGGCGGGCGUGGGGCGUGCCGCGGCCGCCUUCCCCGCUGGGUAUCGUACCCCGCCAUCUGACCGCCCGCCGGCGCGCCGCCGAGACGCUGUUCAUCUGCCGGCCGCUGCUGCAGCUGGCGUCGGCCGGCGCGCGCGGCGCCGACAGCUGGCCCGCCUGGCUGCUGCCGCUGGUUGCCGACAUCGCCAGCCAGCAGCUGCACGAGGACCCGGCCCAGCCGCUCACCCACUCGGAGCGGGCCGAGCUCUACUCGCGCCGGCUGCAGCUGCUGCUCUACCUGCUGCGCUCGCCGUUCUACGAGCGCCACACACGCGACCGGCUGGUGGCCGUGCUGGCGGCGCUGGCUCGACACAUGCCGCUGGGCCGCUACCUGGCGCAGCCGCUGCUCGAUUAUCUGCCGGCCUGGCAGCGAGUCUACUUCUACGUGUGGUGAGAGGGACGCGAGAGGUGCCGGAAGGGGGAGAGAUGGUCCGAGCUUCGGGGUGACUGAGGUGCCGGAGAUCGGAUGGAGACAGUUUAGAGGAACGAUUUUUGGUGAGCUGGAUGCAAGAUAUGGCACCUUUGGCAGUCGGGCAUUUAGAGGCUUUGCAAGCAGAAGUGACAGGGUAUGUCUAGCGUUAUGGUUACGUGGUCCAAAACAACCAUUAGUGUAAUGAAUUUGCACUCAGAGUUGCGCGAUGUGUAUUACUCACGCAUCACAGGCUAGCUAAAGGUGUGGUAUGCUGCUUUUGAAGCUAUGUUGAAAUUUCCGACCUUUAUCACUGCUAGUAGUUUGAGAAUGUGAUUAAUCUCACAAAUAACUAUGUCGGAUACUCUACUGUCGAAGCUAGACAUAGUUUGAGGCUAUAUCACUAACUAACUAGCUUUAGAAUGGGAUGUUAGUAUGAACACUUGUUACUACACUUGAACACUUGUACAAUGCUAUCUCUACCCGCAAUGUAGAAAGAUCCAAAGUCGUCGAGCUUUGUUUUGUCCGUUGCUUGAUAAACAUUUGUUGUACCCAGUUCGUCGCAAGGCAGAUGAGUUCACAUUCCGAUUUUGGUGGAAUCAUAUACUGCACAUUAAUCGAGAUUCAGUUGACGUUUUGUUGGCAUAUAAUCGUGAUUAGUGGUUGUUUGUUAAAUGUUUUGUUGUCAGGCUGUGUGUAAUGUUCGUUGUGAAGCGUCCUCACUCUGUAUUGUUUUCUGGGUCUCGUGUCAGCGUUUGUACUCAUGUACGUGAAAGAAAUGUUCUGGGGCUGUGUUCGCAUGCGUCAGGUAUGGUUUUGUAUGUCAUUACUGUGUGGUGAUUGUAUUGGACAGUGAACACAUGCACAAAUGUUGAAACGCUACGUGGCCUAGUGGACCGUCGUUGCAGCUGAUGGUGUAAUUAGCAUUUCGACUCGGCUGCACCUGAGUGAUGUUGCGUGGUUUCAUGUUGUACAUAUGGGCCAUUUCGUACCGUAUUGUUUACGAUAUUGAGGGGUGUGAUGGGCCGUGUCGACCUUUGGGAUGUCAGGUCACCCUUUUAUGGCGAUUAUAAGCACAUGAUUUUAGACCGAUAAAUAUAUGCUGCGAUCUUCACUC